Messenger RNA from Podarcis muralis (Common wall lizard), 3663 nucleotides. It is a transcript of the gene GPR25, whose product is annotated as G protein-coupled receptor 25. NCBI's taxonomy places the organism in Eukaryota, Metazoa, Chordata, Lepidosauria, Squamata, Lacertidae. Gene Ontology annotation, cellular component: membrane; external side of plasma membrane. The record is from RefSeq and is a predicted model, not a curated record. Gene Ontology annotation, molecular function: C-C chemokine binding; C-C chemokine receptor activity. Gene Ontology annotation, biological process: calcium-mediated signaling; immune response; G protein-coupled receptor signaling pathway.
GGAGGUGAGUUACAGUUCAUGAUGCUAUUUGACCUGUUCAUCUGGAGACGCUGCCAUCAGUUGGUUUCAGCAUACGUUACCCUUAUUGCUCUCCUUAUUAUUCAUCAUUUAUAUAGAUCUCUCUUCGAGACAGGCUGCCCAUGCGCCCUUUCACACUCCUCUCUUUGAAGGCAUCCUCUGUUGGGUGGGCUGGCCAGUCCAAGCCCAGUUUGAAGACAAAGCAGGGAAAGAAGGGAGAGGAGGGCAUUAGUCAACAGCCCCCAGGAAGCAGACUGAACAGGCAUACACAGGCCACCUGGCCACAGCCUUCCUCACUAUGGUGGGGUGCAUUGUAUUUCUAUUUAAAUGAUAGGAAUUAUUUAUAUAUCUACAUAGGAAGCUGCCUUAUGCUGAGUCAGGCCAUGAGUCCCUCUCCCCAGUAUUGUCUACAUUUACUGGCAUCAACUCUCCAAGAUUCCCAACAGAGAAUCUUUACCAGGCCUACCUGGAGAGAUGUCAAGGAUUGGACCUUGGACCUUCUGCAUGCAAAGCAGAUGCUCUACCACUAAGCUAAGGUCCUUCCCAAAAGGGAAUGCAAAUUAACACAUGACAAAUUUCAUCCACUUUGGCAAUGUGUAAAUCACCACCAUACUUCUAGAUGAGCUCAAAAAAACACACAUCUGUCCAAGGAUCCAAUAUCUGGGGUGGGGCAAAGGGUAUGCUCAUGUAUAGGAGGCACAGUGAACACCUAUAUUACACUUAAAUCAUGUACAGUGAGGUCACACACACACACACGGGUGGGGAGAAGAGAGAUUUCCCAGCUUUAGUUGUGGAAAUAACCAAAGGAAGUGCCUGUCCUGAAGCAGAGCAGAUGUGUUAGCCAACCUUAGCCCCACAGAACCAUAAUGAGUGGUGGGCUUCAGUGGUUAUCUGAAUGGGCAGGAAUGUGGGCCAAAGAGCCGAUGUUGCCUUGCCCAGUGCUUCUUUCCUCAUCUUAAGUAUAUUCUGCAGCUGGUAUUGUUUGGUGAUUUUAUUAUUUUUUUUAAAAACCAUGUAACGGUCUGGAUAUGUAGUAUACAUACAUGAAGUAUAUGUAAAUCCUCUUUUUCUCAGUGCAGACUCAGCCUUAGGUUAUUCCUUUUCUAGGGCAUUAAAAUACACUAACAAGCAGAUUCGUUGGGAUUCACUUUUAAUAGGGUAGCUGCAGUUUAUGCCAUGGCAGCUGAAACUGGAGUGCCCCUUCCUUGAAGCUGAUAGCUUUCGUUUUGUUGAAGCUAAAUUCAAACACCACAGAAAACCAAUCUGGUGAACUUAAAUGCUUUUGAGUUGUUGGCUCUCCAGUACCUUAAAAGGAAAACAAACCAGCCUCUCAGAAAUCUUUGCAUUCAUUAAAUAUGCUCUUUCAACCCUCCCAUAGUACUACGGGAAGAAACCUGAUGUUCCCAAUGGGUAGUCAGCCUCAGACCUGUGUCCCACAUCCAGUGGUGCCAUCAAGGCAGGAUUUGGGGACAGAUGUCCAGGGCCUUAUUUCAGCAUAAUGAGCAGGAAGCAGGAGAGGAAACAUGAAGGAUUUGUGGGAAGACAUAAGGUUUAAGAAUGGCAUUUUCUUCUGGUGAUUUCAGGCAACACUUGUUUUCUUUUUCUUCAUUACAUUUCUAUACCGCCCGUCCUCUGAGGAUCACAGGGCGGUUGACAAUAUAAAAGCACAAAGCACAUACCCUAGUAACAGAGAAAAGCAAUAAAUCCACCCUCGCACACUUUAAAAAGCCAUCAAUUGUUUAAUUAGCCAAAAGAUUGGGUUUUUGCCUGGCACCUAAUUUAACACUAGCAAUUUAACAGAUUUGAGAGCUCAGGUGGAAACUAUUGCAAAGAAAGCAGUAGUGUCAAAGAGCAGAGCUUGACAUUAUACUCUGUGUGAAGACAAACAAUUUUGUAUAUGCUGAUCAUUUCGUUUAAGAAUCACUUCACAUGAGGCAUCCUGAAAACAAUGCUAUUUAAUAAAAACAUAUAUAAAACUAUAUAUUCAAAUCCAUUAUAGAUACUAACAUCUCCAUCUAAAAGGCCUGUUUUAUGCAUGUUUAUGGCCAGUGAUUCAUCGCACUUCAAAAAAUAAAAUCAAAAUUCUGCCAUGAGAAAAGCAGUUGUCAUUGGGUUUGCACAUCGUGGCACACUCCACACCACUGAGUGCGUAUGUGCCCCUGGCCACACCCAGGAAUGCCAAUACCCACUUUCUGCAAUCUUGGGUUUCCAAAAUUAGGUUGAUCUGAUACCUUCUAGCUUGGCCCCACCCUUUAACUCUUCUUGAAAACAAAAGGAAGUCACCACAGAUCGUUAAAAGCAACAAGAAAACAACUCCUUUUUUUAAAAAAAAAGAAAGACACCCAGCCUGUUACAGAUCAUAGUGCUUUGGCCAGCCUAUGCAAUAGCAGCAACUUAAUACUCUUUGGUUGGUCCUUGACAAGAGAUGGAACCUGCUCAGAUGGUGACUGGAUCAUUGAUGACUGAAACCUGGAGCGGAGAUUUUGAGUCAUCAGCUAUAGACAAUUAUGGUGACCUGGUGAAUUAUGACAUUUGCCCCCUGCAAGAACUGCCAUUUGCCUAUAUCGUUAUCCCCACCGUCUACUACAUUACUUUCCUCAUUGGUUUCUUCGGGAACCUCUUUGUGAUCCUGUUGAUGGCACGAAAGGAAGGCCGGAAGAGGCUCGUGGACACCUUUGUCCUCAACCUGGCCGUGGCUGACCUGGUCUUCGUAUGCACCCUGCCUUUCUGGGCUGUAUCAAAAGCCCUCGGUUACUGGUGCUUUGGUGAGGGGCUAUGCAAGUUGAGUAGCUACGCCAUCACUGUGAACCGUUGCUCUAGCAUCUUGUUCCUGAUGGGCAUGAGUGUGGAACGCUUCCUCGUGAUGACCAAGCAGUGGGAUUCCAGGACCAUCAGCACCAAGAAGAGCAUAGCUGUGAGCUGUGGUUGCAUCUGGGUGUUCUCCCUUCUGCUGGGGAUGCCAUCUCUAUUCUACAGAAAGUUGAACCUGGUGGAUGACAAGUAUUUGUGCCAUGACAUGCCCUCCCCCACCUUCAGCUUGAUUAUGCUCAUCUUGACCUUCCUCCUGCCUUUGGGAGUAAUCUUGUUCUGCUACUGCUCUAUCUUCUCCAAGCUUCGGAGCCAUGUCCACCUAGGCAAGAGGAGAAACAAUGCCCUCAAGAUCAUCUUUGCCAUCGUUGGAGCAUUCAUCUGUUCUUGGCUGCCCUUCAACGUCUUAAAGCCAUUCUUCGUCUUCACCAUGGCCCAGGACAUCCAUCUCUCCUGCUCAAAAAUGAUGGCUCUCACGUGGGGGCUGACCAUCAGUGCUUGCCUGGCAUUCGCAAACAGCUGUGUUAACCCUAUCAUCUAUGUCUUUAUGGAUCAGCAAUUCCGACAGCAGGCCCUGAAGCAUUUCCCUGCUUUCUGCAGCAAAAGGGGAAAUGUGCAAAGUUCAGCCCUGUCCUUUUCAUCAGACACGAGCCUCCUAUUUGCCAGCAGGAAGAAGCCCACACCAGCAACAUCAGCUCGGGUAGGAGACCCAGAGAGCAAAGGGGUAGGUUUGUAAGCCUCCAAGAAUGGUAUAAUGUUGGCUGGAAUGCUGUGAAAAGCCAGCAAGAUUUCUGGGCUAUGCUAGUUGGGGAAAGGAGCGCAAGGAGAUGAGUUAGA